AUGCGUCCAAGAAACCACCACGUCCCAAGUCUCCUUCAAAGGCUGAUCUGGCGAAGCACCGUAGCAAAUCUAAGUUGCCAAAUCUACGUUCUUGUAGUAUCCCCUCUGAACAAAUCAAAUCGAAAGGCUCGCCUAAACGAACAUCAUUUUGCUGUUCCCGCAAACAGGGGUGACGAGAGACGCGAUUUCAAGCUGGAUACGGAUCACUCCAGGCUAGCGGAACUUCAGAAACGGAACUCGAUGCUUCACCCGGCUAUGCGUUGCGCAUACGCGUUGGAAGUAGGAGCAUACAGUUCGCCAACAGGGAGUGAGAAUGCUGUGAAACACGGGAGUGCAAGAAGAAAAAGCGGCGCCAAGUUUUUCCAACGUGCGUCCUCGUACGUAAAGAAGAAGUUUCCUUUGUCUGAGUCGACCAAUUCUCAACAAUAA
Messenger RNA from Ostertagia ostertagi, 429 nucleotides. The record is from the annotation of a GenBank genome assembly. NCBI's taxonomy places the organism in Eukaryota, Metazoa, Nematoda, Chromadorea, Rhabditida, Trichostrongylidae.